Molecule: messenger RNA, 3195 nt
Organism: Anthostomella pinea
Lineage: Eukaryota; Fungi; Ascomycota; Sordariomycetes; Xylariales; Xylariaceae
Source: the annotation of a GenBank genome assembly
AUGAACGCCGAAGCCAUCAGGAGUCGCGUCGUCGCCACGCUCUCCCCCGAUACGAACGUGCGACGGUCCGCCGAGCUCGAGCUCAAGCAGGCCGAGGGGCAUGCAGGCUUCACCGACGUCCUCCUCGAUAUUCUGUCCAGCGAGCCAGACGACUCCGUCCGGCUAUCGACCACCAUCUACCUGAAGAACCGGACGAAUCGAGGCUGGGCCAAGACCGACCAUUACCCAGAUGAGACACUCAUAGAAGAGAAUGAGAAACAACGCUUCCGCGAUCGCAUCCUGCCCAUCCUCGCCGCCUCGCGUGGCCCGGUUCGACAGCAGCUCCUACAGUUGAUCCAGCGCAUCUUGCACUUCGACUUCCCCGGAAAAUGGCCCACCUUCAUGGAUGUCACCCUGCAGCUGCUGCACUCGAAUGAUGCCCCCUCUGUCCUUGCCGGGCUGCAAUGUCUUCUUGUCACAUGCCGCGCCUAUCGAUUCAAGGGCGCUCAAGAUGGUGGACGAGUCGAGUUCGACAAGAUUGUCGAGGCCAGCUUCCCAAGGCUUCUGCAGGUCUGCAACGAGUUGGUCAACCAAGAAAGCGACGAGGCUGGAGAGAUGCUGCAUAUCGCCCUGAAGGCCUACAAACACGCAACCUGGCUCGAGCUUAGUACAUUCCUGAGACAACACGAUGUCAACAUCGGAUGGUGUACCAUUUUCUUGCAGACCGUUUCAAAGGCGAUACCAGCCUCUGCCAUGCUAGAGGAUAUCGAGGAACGGGAAAGGCAUCAUUGGUGGAAGUCCAAGAAGUGGGCGUAUUUCAACCUCAACAGGCUAUGGGUCAGACAAGGCAAUCCCGCAGCCAUCACGACCAAGGACGAUGCGGCAGUCAGUUUUGCAAAGGACUUCGAGACCACAAUCGCCCCCGAGAUACUGAAACACUACCUAUCCGAGAUCGAGAAAUGGGUUUCGAACACUGUUUGGCUGAGCAAACCCUGUUUGUCCUACACCCUGGUCUUCCUCGACGAAUGUUGCCGCCCCAAGUCCAUGUGGAAUCUCAUGAAACCGCAUCUGAACAACCUGGUCAGGCACCUUGUCUUCCCUGUUAUGUGUCUCAGUGAUGACGACGUGGAAAAAUUCGAAGACGAACCAGAGGAGUAUCUUCAUCGGAAACUCAACUUCUACGAAGAAGUUUCCGCGCCCGAUGUUGCCGCCACCAACUUCCUCGUUACUCUGACCAAAGCUCGAAGAAAGCAGACUUUCGAACUGCUCCAAUUCGUUAAUGGGGUCGUCAACGAGUACGAGCAGGCGCCGGACGAGAACAAAAACCACAGAGCCAAGGAGGGCGCCUUGAGGAUGAUUGCGACAUUGGCGCCGGUGCUUCUGGGCAAGAAGAGCCCGAUUGCGGACGAGGUCGAAUACUUCCUUGUCCGUUACGUUUUCCCUGACUUCAAGAGUUCUCAGGGGUUCCUGCGUGCCCGUGCUUGCGACACGAUCGAGAAAUUUGAGCAGCUCAACUUCAAGGAUCAGAAUAAUCUGCUCGUCAUCUACCGCCACAUCCUGGAUUGCAUGGCCGACACUGAUCUACCCGUUCGAGUGACGGCGGCGUUGGCUCUGCAGCCUCUCAUUCGACAUGACGCUAUUCGCGUCAGCAUGCAGCAGAGUAUCCCCACCAUCAUGCAGCAGUUAUUGAAGCUGGCCAACGAGUGUGACAUCGAUGCACUCGCGAAUGUUAUGGAGGACUUUGUCGAGGUUUUCGCGGCCGAACUUACUCCUUUCGCCGUCGCUCUGAGUGAACAGCUACGGGACACUUACUUAAGGAUCGUGCGUGAGCUGUUGGAUAAGAAUGACAACCGAAACAACGAUGACGGAGACUACGGUGAUUAUUUGGAUGACAAGAGCAUCACGGCGCUUGGCGUUCUUCAAACAAUCGGGACCCUGAUCCUUACCCUCGAGAGUACUCCAGAUGUCCUGCUACAUAUUGAGGCCGUCUUGAUGCCAGUCAUCCAAGUGACUCUUCAGAACAAGCUAUACGACGAAGAUCUUUACAACGAAGUGUUUGAGAUCAUCGACAGCUGCACAUUCGCGGCCAAGGGGAUCUCGCCUACCAUGUGGCAGGCAUUUGAGCUCAUACAUGCUACUUUCAAGUCUGGAGCCGAGCUGUACCUCGAGGAUAUGCUUCCUGCGCUAGACAACUUCGUCCAGUACGGCGCCCCGCAAUUGGCCCAAAAGCCCGAGUACGUUGCGGCUCUGUACUCGAUGGUCCAGGACAUGUUUUCGGACCAAAAGGUUGGUGGCGUUGACCGCAUCUGUGCCUGCAAGCUUGCUGAGGCCAUGAUGUUGAGUCUGCGGGACCACAUCGACCAAUCUGUCACCGGAUUCAUCGCGAUGGCCAUGACGGUGCUUAACGGGCACGAAGUCAAGGUCAAAUCGUACAAGAUCCACCUGAUGGAGAUGGUCAUCAAUGCCAUCUACUACAACCCUCUGCUGACGCUUGCGGUUCUGGAGACCAAAGGGUGGACUAACAAGUUCUUUAGCCUCUGGUUUGGUAACAUGGACUCCUUCAGCCGUGUUCACGACAAGAAACUUUGUAUUGUGGCCAUUGCGUCUCUUCUCAACCUCAACCCUGACCAGAUACCCGCGAGCGUCUCUACUGGCUGGCCACGACUUCUCCAGGGAAUUACUUCUCUCUUUAAGACUCUGCCUAACGCCAUGUUGAAUCGCCAGGAAGCCCUUAAGGAGGACUACACGUUUGAUUCUGGUAACUACGAAUACGACGACGAUGACGAAUGGGGCGAUGACGAGGCCAACUGGAAUGCUGAGGAUGCCCCAGAGGAGGAACCAACUGACGCCCGUGAUGAGAGUACUGCCUAUCUGGAGUUUCUCAACGAGGAAGCUCAGAAGUUCACUCAGAUUGAGAACACGUUCAACAAUGACGACUCUGAUGACGAACUUGGGGAGGAUAGCGUCCUGCUCGAGUCUCCGCUGGACAAGAUUGAGCCAUAUCAACUGUUCAGGGGUGUGCUUAUGAAGAUGCAACAAGAAAACCCCCAAUACUACACCAGCCUCACCUCACAUCUCUCUGCUGAUGAGCAAGGGGUCGUUCAGUCUGCCAUUCAGGUGGCUGAGCAGAAUGCCCAAGCUGCCCAAGCCGCAAGUAUGACGCUUGCGCAGAAUCAGCAAGCCGCCAUAGCAGCCCCCAAUGGCAGUGAUAGCUAG